CAUCCGUCCGUCUGCUCGUCGGAUUCGUAAAACGGAUGAAUCUGUAACUCGCUGUAGGGCGCCGUCCGGCAUGCCCUGUUUACGGUGAGGUCGGAGCACAACCCCCCGGUCCAGCUCAACGGUCCUGAAUAUAAACUGCCAAUCCAGGGAUCAGAAGAACAAGGACAGACAAGAAGAGCGAGAGAGCAAGGGGAUGUUGACUCAUCCCUCUGACUCGCUCCAUCAGAUUGUUUGUCCAAUGGAUGAACAUGAUAUUUCCCCAAACAAUUUCUGUAGUGAACCUCCACCACCUCUCCUCCCCCUUUCCUCCGUCACUCCCAGCUGUGCAAAAAAUGGGAUCUCGGGAAGCCGAAAGAGUUGUCGCAUUCAAGAGAUCAGGGCGCCGCCCCCUAAGAAGUCGAGCAACAGAGCGGCUCAGAAACCACUCCGACACAAUCCGGCCCCCACCAAGAGACCAAGGGAAACCGCCGACAUGGUGUCACAGGCCAAGCAGCAAAGAGUCGAAGGCAGCCGUGCACAUGAGGCCCAGGAGGAGGAUGGGUUCGAUGUGAGAUUUGAAGCAGAGUGCCGAACUAAGCAAAGCGACCAGAGGGGCCCGGAGACUGAAGUAAAUGUGGUUGAGCGUUGUGCGGCGGAUGCCACGCGGCCUCUUGACACCAUGGAGACGUUGUCCAUGGACACCAUGGAGACGUUGUCCAUGGACAACGCGUCCCCCCCAAAGGGAUGGGUGAUUGGACCCUUGUUUCAGUCAUUCAGGUCCAAGAUGGCCAGUUUCACAGAGAUCGUCAUGACACCCGUCAAGCUCUUCAGAGCCAACAGUCCGCCACCAUUCACGGACCUUCCAGACAAACUCGACGAGUUGGAGCUCGAGGCCGCUGGAGCGUCUGAUGACGAGCGCUCGCAGCCGAGUGACGCGUGUCCUCCAGGAGCACAAGAUGAGGGGGCGGAUCCGGAGAGGCUCAGCGACGUGCAAGCGGCCCGAGGCGCGAUGACUGUCGCUCUUUUAUAUUCGAAAAAGUUGUCGUUUGAUGAAGAGUUGCCAGCGCACGGCUCCGAACAGGUGGGCGGCUGUGCAACAACGCAAAAAGAAAAGGAUUUGCCUGAUUCUGUGCCGCUAGAACGCCUGUUACCCAGCAGCGUUCCCGAGGAAGCGUCAGACUCUGGAGGGUCCGUCAACGCCUCAAUAUUGUUGCAGCCCUCUCUCAACGUAAGUGCCUCACGUGAAGCCAAGUUAGAAAUGUCUGGUGCUGCCGAGGACCGAACAUGCCGAUGGACGGUCCCGCUGAAACAACUGUCAGGGAAAUGUUUAGUAAAGAAAGUUACCUCUAAGACUUCAACAUCCAAAGUAAAAAAGGAGAAGUCUGCGGUCGGUGAUGAGCAGGUUACUCUCGUGAAUUCAGUCCAAAUUAACAAAGCUGAUUCCAGCUGUUCAGCGCCACCCGACACCGUCCGUCCUCAGCCGGAUGUUUGUGAAAGUAGGACAAUAGAAGAUAUGGAUCGCCCCGGCAACCUGAGAAACUCGAAUGACCUCGCUAAUGGAGUGACAACGAACCCUUCUUUGGAUCCUCCGCUGCCAGAUUGUGAGUUAAACCCUAAAAGUUACUCCGCUUCAUGUCUGGGGAGAGAAAAGAGAGGAGUUCAACUGGACUACCUCUCCAAAGACUUGAUAAAGAAGAGAAGACAAGAGCCAUGGAAUGUGGCUUCGGGUGUCCGCAUAUUGAGACCACAGAGAAGAGAAGUUGUGUCGACCACCGUAGUCCAUCAGGGAGAAACUCCGAAGCUUGUCGAAAUAAGCGAGUCCGUUUCAACAAGAGCAAAUAAGAAAGGAAGCAAUGGACCGGAAAGACUUGCUACAGCAAAUGAAACCGUUUUAAUCACUGAAAGUUGCUCCCUGGAUAAAAGCAGCGGUGUGUCUGAGAACAACCUAAAGGUAAGCAGCAGCCGGCCAGCGCCCAGUGGUCCAUGCAAAAAGACAAGAACAGGCCUCAGUAAACCCGACGUAGACAUCGAUAACCGUAUGGAACUGGAACCCAGCGUGGCUGCCGCCUCGACGAAGCAGGCGGAGCAGGAGAAGCUGUCAGAGGCUAUAAUGCCGCUGCAGAGCACGAGCAAGCGCAGGAACAUCGGCAAGAAACCAGUCAAACGGAAAUCCCCGAGCAAAUUCGGCUUGAUUGCACAAUCGGACGGCACUUUGUUUACUGUCUCGCCAGCACCAUCGGCGGGGCCGUUGGAUCUCCCGCCCGCAGAUCUGAACGUUCAAAAAGAGGAGAGCUCAGAGAAGGGGCUGACCAUGCCGUCCAAGAGAACCAAAAAGCAUUUCCGAGUUGCUGCUUCAGGUGGGAGUCGAGUGACCGGAAUCCGUGACCUUCGUCCGAUAGCCAAAGCGAACCAGACCGAUGAACGCAAAGGUAAAGUCUCAAUGCACCCUGUGUAUUUUGAAAUGACACCUUUUGAAAGCAAUACCCCACCUGUUCCUUCGUCCUCCCGGCCCAACGGUUCUGCACAAUCAAAUCAUGCCGCUAAGCACGCCGCCGAUGGGAGCGAGGAGAGCGCUGCUGCUGUGUCGGAUGAGUUAUUUCCCUCAGACGCCUGCAGCAUCAGCGUCCCUGGGUCUUCUGCACGAGGGGUGAACAUUAAGCCAAGAAGAGCAGAUAAAAAAAGGAGAAGAUGCCAGGUUUUGCACAGCAGUGCGUGCGAAGGUGGCGAGGUGACCAACGCCGCCGCCGUGGACGCCGCCGCCCCGGCUGCAGCGAGUUCCCACACGCAGGGAAAGGACUUGUCGAGGCGCCUGUUGCGCAGCUACUCCUGCCCCGAGAUCCCCUCCCUUCGUCUCUAUGACACCCCCUCGCCUUCGGCUCUGCAUUCCCCCCAUCACGGCAGGCUCCACGCAGCGCAGCAGCACCGGGCCCACCACGCCCACGAGUCCCUCCGGCGGGCUCGUCGCCACACGGUCUGCAGCGUGGAAGUGGAGAGGGAGAUCGCCCCGCUCUGCCUCCGCAAGGAGGUGUACCCGUCCAGGAGGUCCCUCCCGUCCGCCGCAGCCACCCAACUCCUGGGGUGGUCUCCCAGUCUCUCUUCCGGCACCUCCCUCGCCGCUCUGGCUUCCAGCUUCCUCUCCAGCCCCCUGGCUUUCCUCUCCAAGAAAGCGAGCCCCGGCAAUACCGCCCUCGCGUCGUCCUCCUCCUCCGCCGCCUCCUGUUCUCCGGUGCCGAGGGUGUUCCUCUUUAGAAUGGACUCGUCCACUUCUGCUGCGUCGGACUACAGUAGCCGUGGGAAUCCGUUGGAGUGCGAGAUGGAGAGAAGACAACGCAGUGAGGAGGAGGAUGACGGCGAGGACACCAGUUCGUCCAGCCAGGAGUCUGAAGACGUGGGGUUGAGAGAGGAAAAGGCUUUGUCCGAUUCUGAAAUCAGGGUGGGACAAAAGCAUGAGGAACGAGGAAAAGUGUCAUCUAUAAAAAUUCGGAAGACUUUACCCAAACCUCAGAACAACCUGACCCCCAUGGGCCUGCCCAGACCCGUCAGGCUGAAAAAGAAGGAGUUUAGUUUGGAAGAGAUUUACACCAAUAAGAACUUCAGCAAACCCCCUGAGAGCCGGCUGGAGACCAUAUUCGAGGUGCCCCUCAGUCGGCGGGACGGGUCCGAGUCCUGGUACGGCCAGAGGCGGGUCAAACGAUUCCUGGAGUUCCUGGAUGCCGGCGAGGUCAGAAAGCCAAAGAAGCCCCUCGUUGGUGUUGGAAAGGCAGGUGUCUCGUCCUCCAGGACGAGACGGGGGGGCUUCCCCAAAGACGAGGCGUCCCUCUGCGCGCGGGAUGUGGACUCGCUUCUCUGUGCCAAGCUGGAUCAGCUGACUCUGCUGUUAAUAGAUGAUCAAAAAGACAGCUGACGGACGCUUCUUGGAAGGCCUUUGUUUGGCCGCCACUCAAAAUAAACACUGCGAGUUAACUCCGUUUCUCCCUUAUUCUCAACCUCCGUGUCAUUUGAAGAACUACGUUUUGAUGAGGUUUUUGUAACAUUUUGCAGCCUUUGAGUCUCAGAACGACGCAUCAGAGGACGCCAACUCGUGGAAGUUGGUUCUAAAGAUGCCGGUCAACCGUCCGUUUGUCCCCUGGCAGCUGAGUGAAACGCUCCUGGUUCAAACAUGUGUACAGUAGCAUAACAAGUUCAGUAUGUCUUUGUUUUCAGUCCUGGGACUAACCCUCCCUGAGUGAGCGGUGACCCUCAUCAUUAUUUUAAUUAAAUCCAUAAAGGCAGCUGUUUUAUUAAAUGCUGAGUAUAAUGCAUUUUACGUACCGGAAAGAGAUUUGUAUUCGCGGUUGGCCUUUUGUACAACCAACUUUUUGUUCAUGAUUUAUGGUGUGUGAAGUGUCAUUAAGCACUCAGUCAGCUCAGUUCAAAUCUUACUUUAUUCGUGUGAACUUUGUGGCUAAAGAGGUUUUUGUUGUAUGAAAAACAGCUUGGAAACAAUAUUUUCAGAUUCCACUGCUGGUUGGCUUCAGAUUGCUUGUGGUUCUCUGGAUCGUUUCGUGCCAUAUAUAUAUUUGUACUGCGAACGUAUCUUCUUGAUAAACUGUCUAUGUAUGUCAUUUUUCUUUUUGGCCAAAUUUCAUUGAGGUUGCCUUAACCGUAAGAGGUUUAAAUAGCUGGGUUUUUGUCGGCGGGUUGGUAAUCGUUCUGAGAACGUCGGGUCAAGAUCCUUCAAACAAAUCAAAGCACAAAGUGUUUUUCUUGUGAAAUAGUUUGUUUAUAUAAAAGUACAACAGCUUGAUACAUUUGACAACAAAGCUAACAUGGUAACAUAUGGCAAUAAGAUCAGGGCCUUCACAUGUAGAUCUAGGAUUGGGUCUUUACUGGGGACAUACAAGUUAAUGUCGGGACAUUUUAGACAGACGGAGUAAUUUAUUAACUUGUACUGUAAGAAUAUGUUACCCUUAAGGAUUGGGUUUGUAAUGAAGAUUGACAUUCUAGUAUUUUAAAUAUAAUGUGUCAUGUCCCAAACUACAGGUACCCCUGGAUUUUUAUAUUGUUAUUUGGAUUUGUCCAUGUUCAUAUAUUGUUGAAUAAAUAUUACCGCAUAUAAAAAAAGAAA
Molecule: messenger RNA, 5086 nt
Organism: Gasterosteus aculeatus aculeatus (three-spined stickleback)
Lineage: Eukaryota; Metazoa; Chordata; Actinopteri; Perciformes; Gasterosteidae
Gene: prr14
Product: proline rich 14
Source: RefSeq, a predicted model, not a curated record